Molecule: messenger RNA, 1935 nt
Organism: Musa acuminata AAA Group (dessert banana)
Lineage: Eukaryota; Viridiplantae; Streptophyta; Magnoliopsida; Zingiberales; Musaceae
Product: caffeic acid 3-O-methyltransferase-like
Exons: 4
Coding region: 734-1822 (362 amino acids)
Biological process (GO): methylation
Molecular function (GO): protein dimerization activity; S-adenosylmethionine-dependent methyltransferase activity; O-methyltransferase activity
Source: RefSeq, a predicted model, not a curated record
UUAAUUGCUCAACUAAAUAUGCCAUAACUACUACCAUAUUCCAAGAAAUAUUUCCUUUUCUUGAGCCCAUGGCAUUAAUGAUAAUCGCCCAACCAAUUUUGCCAUAACCAUACAUUUAACAAGAUUAUCCAUUUUAUCAUGAAGCCAACAAUUAGUCUUUUUCUGUAAAUUCCAGGCCAUUAAUGCCGGUAGCCUAACUACUAUUGUCAUAACUACUAUCCGAAAAGAAUUUUGUUUUUUUUUUAUAUUAUUUUUGGUGUUGUUAUAACCUAAAUCAUUCAUAAAAAUCUGACUGAAUUCUAUAUUCUAAACUUUUAUUUAUUUAUCUAUCUAUCUAAUUUUAUUGAUAACUAUUAUGUCUAGAAGAAUUCCCAAAUAUUUUUGUUGAAGAUCAUGACAUUAACCGUAAUUUAACAUAUAAUCUAUGAUUUAGAACUUUUUUUAUAUGACUACCACACGAUUAAUAGUACUCAUUCAAGAAUAAAAUAAGAUUGUAAUUGAUAAUAUAAAUAAAAAUCGAUAGGUUUUUUUUUCAUCAAUAAUUAUCCCUUAUUUUUAUUUUAUUUUAUUUGAAGUUCCUAACCGUUACUCUUCCAACCACAUGAAAUCGCAUGCUUCCUCCAAUCGCCACUGCGCCCGUUGGGUAUCUAUAUAUAUCUCCAUCACUCAUGUCAGUGGUCGUCCUCCAUAGCUUUUCUUGUAGCUCUUUGUCCAAGCCAGAUCAAUAAUACACAUGGAGCCAACGAACGGGAUGCUGAAGGCGGUCUCCGAGGAGGAGGAGGAGGCCUACAUGUACGCCUUGAAGCUGACGAGCGCCUCCGUUCUCCCCAUGACUCUCAAAGCGGCCAUCGAGCUCGAGCUGUUGGAGAUCAUCGCCCGCGCCGGUCCGCAGGCGAAGCUGAGCCCCGACGACAUCGUGGCCUCGUUGCCCAGCGAGAACCCGAAGGCGGCCGACGAGGUGGACCGAAUCCUCCGCUUGCUUGCAGCCUACGGCAUCGUCGACUGCGCGGUCGAGGCAACCGCCGACGGUGGAUCUUCCCGGAAGUACAGCAUGACACCCCUCUGCAAGCUUCUGACCAAGGAUGAGGCCGGUGUGUCCAUGGCUUCUUUGUGCUUGUUGAUGCAGGAUAAGGUCCACAUGGGAAGCUGGUACUGUUUGAAGAAUGCAAUCCUACAUGGUGGUGUUCCCUUUGACAUAGCAUAUGGAAUGACAGCGUUCGAGUAUCAAGGUGUCGAUCCAAGAUUCAACAAGGUAUUUAAUGAGGCUAUGAAAGGCCAAUCGACCAUGAUAACCAAUAGGCUAUUACAGAUCUAUCAUGGCUUCGAUGACGUGAAGACGCUUGUUGAUGUUGGUGGUGGCAUCGGUGUUUCCCUUCAUAUGAUCACCACCAAGUAUCCUCACAUCAAGGCCAUUAACUUCGACCUCCCACAUGUUAUCUCCGAUGCACCACCUUUCCUAGGAGUAGAGCAUGUUAUUGGAGACAUGUUUACAAGUGUUCCAUCAGGUGAUGCCAUUUUAUUGAAGUGGGUUCUUCAUGAUUGGAGUGAUGAUCACUGUGCAAAGAUACUGAAGAACUGUUGGAAGGCUUUGCCACAGAAAGGAAAGGUGAUAGUGGUGGAGUUGAUCCUCCCAACACUUCCCAAACCUACAACAAAAGCCCAGUGUGCAUUCCAUGCAGACCUUGCAAUGCUGGCUUUCAAUCCUGGAGGAAAAGAGAGGACUGAGGAGGAGUUUGAAGCCAUGGCAAAGGCAGCAGGGUUUUCUGGGUUUAAUGCUACUUAUGUGUUUGCUUGUGCUUGGGUCAUGGAGCUGAUAAAAUAGAUCUAAUUAUGUCUUAAGUACUACUUGCUUGUGUUGGCAUUAUGCUUUUAGCUUUGGUGAGUAUUGAUAUAUCUACAAUAUCUUUAUGCAAGAUCAUAAUAAUUGCCACCAUA